Messenger RNA from Suillus clintonianus, 1695 nucleotides. Its product is annotated as DUF1479-domain-containing protein. The transcript is spliced from 8 exons. NCBI's taxonomy places the organism in Eukaryota, Fungi, Basidiomycota, Agaricomycetes, Boletales, Suillaceae. Bases 135 to 1604 code for a protein of 489 amino acids. The record is from RefSeq and is a predicted model, not a curated record.
AGAAUAACUCCUGAGUAACCUCGGACAACCGUGCUCGGGUCCCACAAUCCACUGAUCGGAGCUUGAACGCUCCUAGUUAUGCGACUUAACAAUCAGCAGCGACGGUCCUUGCAUCUAGCAUCCCCGCCGUCAACAUGAUCGUAUCAACUAUUUUUCACGCACGACAUUCUCUCAGCACUCAGUUACCUUCUCGAACCCACUCCCGCACAAUGAUAGCAGCCGCCACACAGGCGAAGCGCGUCGCCAAAGAAGAAGGCACGAUCGCGGACGUGUUCACGACACUAGGUCCUGGUACCGAAGUUGCCGCACUUCCAGCUCGGUUUGCUCAGCUGAAGAAGGAUGUACUCACCGAUAUGGGCGCGACCCAUGCGAGCAUUGUGCAGGCCUGGAAACAGGUUCUAGUUGCUUUGGAAGGAAGAACGAAGGAGGUUAUCAGUCUGGGGGGAGAAGUCAUUCCUCGUGUAUCAUUUACCGACAUUAAACGCGGCUUGUCCGACACCCAGAAGGAUGUCAUCAAGAAAUCUGGCGUUGUUGUGGUCACGGGCGCAGUCUCAAAAGAGGAAGCGCUACGAUGGAAAGCGUCGGUGAAGGAAUAUAUCGCUGCGAACCCUGUCAAAGGCUUCCCAGCGCACGAUAUUCAGGCAUAUGAGCUCUAUAACACUAAGCCUCAAAUCGCGGCGCGUACUCAUCCAGCCAUUCUUCGUACUCAACAAGAGCUCCUCCAGCUUUGGCACGAUCCAUCAAACAAGCACGUCGACUUUAGUACCCCUAUCAGUUACUUCGACCGCUUGCGCAUUCGCACUCCUGGUGACAGCUCGUUCACACUUGGCCCUCAUAUCGAUGGGGGAAGCGUCGAGCGCUGGGAGGAUCCCACAUUCCGUAGGGUCUUCCACCGAAUCUUAGAAGGCGGAACGGGCUGGAAGUCACAUGACCCAUUUGAUGUGUCCUGGCGCAUGGAUGCAAAACAAGAUUUAUACAAUGCACCGAAUCAAUGUUCUAUCCUUCGUUGUUGGCAGGGGUGGACAUCACUCUCCACGACUGGCGUAGGUGAGGGUACACUUCGUGUACUUCCGAUGCUCUCCCUAGCGACCGCGUAUAUCAUGCUCCGUCCUUUCUUCCGUCCUGGCCCUGCGGGUGGCGAGUGGGAGCUGGACUUGGAAAGCAGCUCGUUUCCAGGUAGUGUACCAGGAAAGGGGCAGGAACUCAACGAAGAAACGCACCCGCAUCUGAGACUCGGCGAAACCAUGACGAGUAUUCCAGAGAUUCAGCCUGGUGAUCAAGUUUAUUGGCACUGCGACACUGUACAUUCUGUCGAAAAACUUCACGGUGGUCAACACGAUUCAUCAGUUUUCUACAUUCCUGCAGUGCCGCUUUCAUUGAAAAAUGCAUCAUAUAUCCGGGACCAGCGAGCCAAUUUCCUGCAUGGUCUGCCCGCUCCGGAUUUCCCCGGAGGCUCCGGCGAAUCUACUUUUAAAGGACGAGCUAUGCCGCAGGAUAUCACCACUAGCCAAGGACGUCGGGCGUUGGGUCUUGAGCCGUUUGUGUCAAGGGGCGUCGAGAAUGGCGAGCUUGUUGAUGCAGCGAACCGUGUGUUGUUUGGUUGAGGGUGUUGUAGAUAACUGAAAUAUCCUGUCUGAUUUUUAUGUAUCUCGCUGCGAAAAGGGCUUAAAUGCUUGAUCAAUGAUGCAGAGCAGU